Molecule: messenger RNA, 3536 nt
Organism: Scomber scombrus (Atlantic mackerel)
Lineage: Eukaryota; Metazoa; Chordata; Actinopteri; Scombriformes; Scombridae
Gene: mark1
Product: MAP/microtubule affinity-regulating kinase 1
Source: RefSeq, a predicted model, not a curated record
AUGACCCGCCAUCGGAGGGCCCCCGCCGGCCGGCCUCGCACCAGUGCUCGGACGGACAGUUCCUCCGGCCUGUGGGUUCGCCUCUAUGGCCCGGGACAUCCACGGGGGGCUCGCCGCCUUUCCGUGCCGGGAUCAGGUGGGUUGGUGUGGUUAAAGCUUGCCACCUGCCCACCCCUCAGCCCCGGUGACUGCAGCAAUGGCUGUGGUUUCAGAUUAAAAGACGAAUCAAAGCUUCAGCAAAACGGAAAUCAGAAAAACACGAUUCAGCGCAGCGUCGCCCCCUUCAGGCUGCAGCCGUCAUUACAACCACGACGCGUCUUCUUCCUCCUGACAGCAGCAGCAGUCUUCCUCAGUGCGUCCAUAGUCCGGCCUCAGAUGGAGGAGAAAGCAGACGGAGGAGGAGGAGGAGGAGAAGGAGGAGGAGCAGGAGGAUACUACCGGGCGGCCAAGCGGCUCCGGACGGAGGAGCAGGCCGGAGGAGAGGAGCAGGAGGCCGGGGAGGAGGAGCAGGAGAACUCCGCCGGAGAAGAGGCAGCGAGGAGCGGACUCACGCAGAGCAGCAGCCGGCGGCUCCCAGCGGAGCUGAUGGAGACGAUGGGCUUCCCUCAGGAUGAAGUGAUGAAGGUUUUGGAAGGUCAGAAAUACAACGAGGUGACGGCUACGUACCUGCUGCUGGGGAAGAAACCUGCUGAGUUUGAAGGCAGUGACUCUCUGACCAGUGGUAAUCUGGGUCAAAGGUUGCGACCCACCAGCGAACUCAAUGGCACCACUCAGUCCCCCGCUCAGUCUCGUGGCGCGUCGGCCACUCAGAAGCAGCGGCGUUUCAGCGACCACGUGGCGCCCUCCAUCCCGCCGCCCGUCUCCUACACUAAGCGUUGCCAUGCCAACAGCGUAGAGAGCGACAGGAAGGAGGAGCUGGGCGACACGCCGGCUUCACCAAUGGGAGCGCCGGACCGCCGGAAGUCAGCGACGGCCUCAGGGAACAUCACUCGGAGGAACACGUAUGUUUAUGAGAGGACGAGCACCGAUCGCCACUCGGCUGUUAUUCCCAACGGGAAGGACAGCAGUCUACCAGAGGUACCUUCUGCAUCGCCCUCCCCAUCGCCGGGGGCAACCGUCUCGUCUACUCGGCCCCGUCACGUUAAGUCCAUGUCGGCGUCAGGACAUCCGAUGAAGUCCUGCCUGCCGCCUAUCGACGACAACGCAGAGUACAGAGCCCCCCCCCACCAGCCCCCGUCAUCACCGUCAGCCUUCAGCGUCACCAGCAGCAGCAGCGCCACACCGGACCGGACCCGCUUCCCCCGCAACUCCUCCAGCCGCUCCACCUUCCACGGCGCUCAGCUCCGAGACCGACGCCCCGCCACCUACAACGGCCCGCCGGUGUCACCCAGCCUGUCACCGCACGCCGCCGCCUCGAUGGCCACGCCCCGCCGCGGCACCUCCACAUCCCUCAUCGGCAAGAUCACCUCCAAGUUCGUACGCAGGAGUUUAUCAGGUGAGCCUAAAGAGGAGGGCCGGGACUCCAAGCCUCGCUCCCUGCGCUUCACCUGGAGCAUGAAGACCACGUCCUCCAUGGAGCCAGGGGACAUGAUGAAGGAGAUCCGGAGGGUUCUGGACGCCAACAACUGUGACUACGAGCAGCGUGAGCGCUACAUGCUGUUCUGCGUGCAUGGCGAUGCGCGGCAGGACAGUCUGGUCCAAUGGGAAAUAGAGGUGUGCAAACUGCCGCGCCUGUCACUGAACGGCGUGCGGUUUAAACGGAUCUCUGGAACAUCCAUCGCCUUCAAGAACAUCGCCUCCAAAGUGGCCAACGAGCUCAGGCUGUGAUCACGUGACGGCGGAUACCUCUGCUCCUCUUCUUCACAGGACGACGCCCCACCAAGUGACGGCAUCCCUCUUGUGUUUAGCACUAUUGCAGGAUAACUGCUGUAUAAUUCUUUGAAAAUACACAUUAUUAUACUCAUCACAACUACUAUUUAAUGUCACUAAAUGUUUGCCAGUAAAACCAAAUAUUAAAACCACUGGUGGUGCAGGUGUUCAUCAGGAUGUGGUCCGUCCCUCAACCACAUCGAUGAGAUCCAGAACAAAGACAAGCUAACAGACAGAGAGCUCAGUUUGUUUGCUAGCACUGAAAUCCAUCUGUCAUCACAGGUCAUCAAAGGUCCACUGAAGGGAGACUUGUAGUUUCUGCACUUUAGAAAUCAGAUUGUGAAAAGGUUUUGCAGGUAAACUAACCUGGUUUCUUUGAUCAGGAACUCAAACUGCAUGAACUCUGGAGUUUUACAGCUGUGAUAUUAUUGCAGAGCCUUAACCUGAUUUCUGUCAGUAAUCUGGUUUCUGGAGUGCAAACAUGACCUGAACAAUAGAUGAACAGCUAGCUAGCAGUGUAUGUAGUUACAGUGUAAAACACUAAUAUUCAUCGAACAUGUAUCUGUCACCAUGUUGCUUUGUGAUGGUGUAAAACUGAUUUUAUUUGUUGCACCGCUGCUAGAGAGCCAGCUUAGCUUGCUUACCAGUUAAUUCACCAUUAAUCUUCGCUAUGAGUAAAACAGUGUUCAGACUGAAUGUGAGGUGAUGUGAUCGCAUAUAAAGGUUAACGCACUAACAGUUCCUUUAUGCCUUGUAUUAAAAUGUAUCUCAUAUGUAGAUUUAACUUGAUUACAUUGAUAUCUGGUAUUAAUAUGUGGCUCCAGUGUCCACAUUGACAUCUGAUUGAGAUCCGAUCGCUCAAUGAACCGAAUCUCACAUCGUCGUCUCGUUUGCGCGGGUCUAAAAAACAACAACAACAACAAAAAGGGGGUGGUAGCUAUCUGUGAAGCUGGGCCAUGUUUGGACUUCUGCUUGUGGGGGAAGAAGCUAUCUGUCACAACUGGAAUGCCGAAGACAAAAGGGAGGAGAAUGCUGUUUCUAUGCAGCUGCUUUUAUCUGAGCGGUGGUCAGUGGCGCUACUGUCCAGAGGACGAUCGGGAUGCAGGAACGCCGUUGAGACUGGUGGGAGAGGAAAGUGAUGAGGACGGUUAAUGCAUGAAGACUGGAUGUCAAACCUUCGGAGGCCUCUGUGCCCAGUGUUGCCAACUCCUCAGUAAGGAAAGUAGCUAUUGGCUGACCUAAAAGUCGCUAAAUGACGUCAUCGCAUAAUUUGAAUAAUUGUCCAUUUACAUGUAAUUGUAAUGGACGCUGUAGGAGAGAGGAAUAACGUCUUGGGAGAGACAAAAAGUGAGUUAAAAAAAACCCUAAAUAUGUUUAGAACUACAAAUGAACAAUUUUGUUCUGUAUUGUUAAUUGUUAGAAUAUCAAAUUUAAUCAAAAAACUGUUUUGCGGGGUGGAAUUGCACAUGUUGCAGUCUGGACGCAGAGUGGUGUGGGUCUCCUCUCUGCUCUGACUGCAGCAGGGUCUGCUACGUGAGGCUACUGUGAACCUGACUGCUUGUGAGUGCUUUGGGACGGGGGAGGGGCUCACGGCAGCACCCGCAGCUCGUUGACGACAGUAACUGCAGAGCGAUACGUGCUUUCACUUCAGAGUCUCCAAUAACACC